UGCAUGUUUUUAAGUUGCAAGUGUAAUGGAAAGAAAGCGUAUUGCACUUUUUUGCCCUCAUCAGCCUGUUGUCAAAUAAGAUCGUUUUGGAUUUCAACAAAACAACUCUUAAAUGUUAUUCUUCAAAAGCUGUUUUGUUUAAGUGGCAUUAAUGCAGUUCAAUAAUAAUCCUAUAUGUAAAAAUACUGAAUGAACAAAAUAUCUGUUAACAUGUUCCAUGUGUUCUAAAAUACUCCAAAUGACAACAAAACUCAUAAUGUUUCAAUUUAAAAAAAAUUUACAUUCAGUGAAAACAACUUUUUGUUAUGAGAGUCAUUGUUUUGGCACAAAAUUACACCUAGUGGAUAAGAUGAAGCAUUGCAGAAAACAUAAAGUAAUAUACUGUGCUGUUUUGUCGUUAUCUAGGGUAUAUAGGAAAUGAUAAAUGUUUGCAACUAUAGGGGUUUCCCCUCCACCCUCUGGAAUUUGGAAUGGCUUAUAUAAUGUCUCUCCACUCCUCCACUCCAAUGUUCACAUUUCCCAGUCCUGAACAAAUACUCGGUCUGCACACUCACAGAGAAUCCUGCAUCUUCUUUAACAUCAUGAUCCUAAACGUCAUUUACGACAGCCUUGACUUUAAGAGCUGGAUGAUUUUGAUUUUUGUUUUACUGAUUCUGUAUGAUGUCUUCAAAAAUAAGAAUCCAUCUAAUUUCCCCCCGGGACCCUUGUCUUUACCAUUUCUGGGAACUAUCUUUACUGAGAUGGAUUUUAAGACCAUGGAUAAGUUGACUGAAGUCUACGGGAAUGUAUUCGGUUUGAGAGUGGGCAGUCAGAAACUGGUAGUCAUUUCUGGUUAUAAACUGGUAAAGGAGGCCCUGAUUGAACAUGAUGGCUUUGUUGACCGUCCAGCUGUUCCAAUAUUUCACAAAACAUUUAAGGGAUUAGGCAUAACUAUGAGCAAUGGAUAUCUGUGGCGUAUGCAUAGGAAGUUUGCUCUCUUUCAUUUGAGGAACUUUGGAGAUGGAAAAAAAAACCUUGAGCUUGGGAUCCUGCAAGAGUGUGUUUACCUUUGUGAAGCCUUCAAGUCAGAAAAGGAACCAUUCAAUCCCCAGGUCAUAUUAAACAGCGCUAUCUCAAAUAUUAUUGCCUGCUUGGUGUUUGGAAAACGCUUCGACUAUCACGAUGAAAAUUACCAAACCUUUCUGCGCCUUGACACUGAAUGUGUUCAGCUAGCCGGCUUAACUAGGACACAGUUGUACAAUGUGUGUCCUUGGCUUUUUGAAUACAUACCUGGCCCUCACCAAAAAAUUUUUGCCAACUAUAAGAAGAUAACAGAUUUCCUGAGGGGAGAGAUUAAAAAACACAGAGAGGACUGGGACCCUUUAAACCCUCGUGACUUUAUAGACAGCUACCUGGCAGAGAUGGAGAAGAAAAAGAGUGACCCUGAAGCUGGCUUUAAUAUGGAAAGUUUAGUGGUGUCUUGCCUUGACCUGGUUGAAGCUGGAACAGAGACGGCAACAACAACAUUACGCUGGGGUUUGCUCUUUAUGAUAAAGUUUCCAGAAAUACAGGUAAAGGUCCAAGAAGAGAUAGAUCGAGUCAUUGGGCAGAUUCGUCAACCCAGCUUGGCUGACAAAGUUAACAUGCCUUAUACUGAAGCUGUACUCAAUGAGAUACAGAGAUUUGGUAAUGCCGUGCCACUGGGAUUCCCAAAACAAGCUACUAGAGACACUAUGAUAGGAAAAUACUUAAUUCCAAAGGGCACCGACGUUACAACAAACCUGUCUUCAGUUCUGAAUGAUCCAGAUGAAUGGGAAACACCUCAGACCUUUAACCCUCAACACUUUCUGGAUGAUAAGGGCAAGCUUCGAAAGAAAGAUGCCUUCAUACCAUUUUCAACAGGUAAGAGAUCAUGUGUGGGAGAGCAGCUGGCUCGUAUGGAGCUUUUUCUGUUCUUCACCUCCAUACUGCAGCGGUUUACCAUCUCUAAAUGUCCUGGAGAGGAGCCCAGUUUGGAAGGGGAGAUAUGGUUCACAUACGCUCCUUCUAACUUCCGCAUUUGUGUGACCUCACGUUAGACUCAACGUGAGAGUGAAACACUUUUGGUUGGUAGAUAUAUCAUGAGGAAAAGAACAUCGUAUUAUUGCAUAUUUUACUGUUUUAUAUCAUUUCUGUGUUAUGUAUUCUGUAAAGCUACAUUGUAGCAAUCUACAUUGUGGAAAGCACUACACAAAUAAAAAGUAUUUGAUUGAU
Molecule: messenger RNA, 2232 nt
Organism: Misgurnus anguillicaudatus (oriental weatherfish)
Lineage: Eukaryota; Metazoa; Chordata; Actinopteri; Cypriniformes; Cobitidae
Product: cytochrome P450 2J2
Biological process (GO): xenobiotic metabolic process
Cellular component (GO): intracellular membrane-bounded organelle; cytoplasm
Molecular function (GO): oxidoreductase activity, acting on paired donors, with incorporation or reduction of molecular oxygen, reduced flavin or flavoprotein as one donor, and incorporation of one atom of oxygen; heme binding; iron ion binding
Source: RefSeq, a predicted model, not a curated record